Molecule: messenger RNA, 2874 nt
Organism: Thamnophis sirtalis
Lineage: Eukaryota; Metazoa; Chordata; Lepidosauria; Squamata; Natricidae
Source: RefSeq, a predicted model, not a curated record
AUGGCUAAGAAAGGAAAAGAGGACAAAGGGAAAAAUGCCCGAAAGGGGAAGAAGGAGCCUGUUGCUCAGCUGGACGAAGGGUCAGAUUCUGACAUGGAAAAGAGGAACGCUGAAGAAAGCGAGAUGGACAGCGAGCUGGUGGAGGGAGAGGAGGCGGAGAAUGAAGAUGACCCUAAGAAGAAGAAGGGGAAGGACAAGAAAGGCAUGGUCAAGAAGGCAGGCAAAGGGAAGAAGGGGCAGCUGGACGAGAAAGAGGUCCAAGACCUUCCUGCCAAGACCAAGAGGCAGCUCAAAGGAGCCUCCAAGCUGGUCAUGGGCCUGGCAACAGAGGACCCCAAGAAGAAGGUGGCCAAGAAGGAACACGCCAAAGCCCAGCUGAAGGGAGCCACAAAGGCCAUGGCCAUGGCCAAGAAAGAGGCAGUGGCCCCACCCAAGAAGAGGCGGAGCUUGAAAAGCACCUCCAAGCUCUUCAUGGGCGUCAAAGGGAUGGGUCCUCAGAAGAGCACCAAGAAGAGCCAGUUCAAGAACACCUCGCGCUUCUUCUGGGGCCUGAAGAAGUACAGCACCAAGAAGAAGAAGAACAAGAAGAACAAGGGGGUGCUGAAGUCCACCUCCAACCUGAUGAUGCGCUUCAAAUCUCUUGGAAAGAAGAAGGAGAAGAAAGAGGGAGCUUCUGGCAAGGAGACCAAGAAGUCCUCCUUCAUGCUGAUCCGGUUGGGAGGCAGGAAGUCAGAAGAACACCAGAGUAAAGGAGGGAGUUUCUUCAGCAACCUCUUCCAGAGGAAGAAGGCAAGUCAGAACUUUAAAUCCCAGGCCCAGGUGGUCAGCAAGGUGGCUGCGGUCACCAACUGGCUGACCCGGAAAUUCUUGAGCAAACGUAGCAGAACCAGAUAUGACAAACGAGCAACUGACGACUCUUGGCUAGCCAAGAUUGGAGCCAGGAAAUUGCCUUUCCCUUCAGAAGACGAAGUCUUGAGACACCGAGCGAAUAUGAGAAGAGUCCCUGGAUCCAAUAAAUGUACCUGUUCCGGCCAAUACUCGGAGGAAUUUGGCCAGUGGGACCACCUGGAUUCCGCCGCCUUACAAGAUCACUGUGAUGAUUAUGAAGAAGAAGGUGGUGGUUAUGAUGUCCAGUCCCCUUUCAAGUAUGGCUUUUCUGGUUAUAAACAGGAUUGUUACGGGAGGGUGGAAGAAGAAUAUGGGCCUUAUGAUGAAGACUACGAUGAGCAGGACCCUUACGGGUGCCACCCCCAAGAAUAUGGGCCGCCUUUCCAUUAUCCAUCUUAUGAACCUUAUGAGGACUUCAGCAGUGAUUAUGAAGGGGAAGGUGGCCCACAUUGGGCUGGAGAACUGGAACACCCCGAGGAGGAGGAGGAGGAGGAGGAAGAGGAGGAGGAGGCUUACUGUCAACAAGACAUGAAUGACAGUGACCAAGAAUGGGUCUCCCAGUCUUCAUACAACCCAUACGCUUGUCUGUUGGAUGACAUUGCUGAGAUGGAAGAAGCCGACAGAGCUGAGCCUGAGCCAGAAGAUGUCCCCGUUGUUUUCUCCCGUUCUUCUGUGUUUGAACGAGGGGUGGCAGGGAAGACGGUUGCAAUGGCACCCUUGAACAGGAAGCUUUUCCCGAGGCCCCAAGUGAAGCUGUUCGGGAGGGAGAAGCUUGAUGUCCCUCUGCCCCCUUCCCCACAGAUCUCUAUGGCUUAUUUGGAUCCCGAGGAGGAAGGCAUCCCUGAGGAGGAAGAGCAGGAGCCUCUAGUUUCUCCAUUUGCCCAGUUUGAUGGUCAGUAUCCGGAGCCUUCUGGGUGUCGAGAGACUUUUUCAGAGUUGCUCCCUGCGAGGAAGCUUCAGAGGCCUCACCGGACCAACUUGGGUGGAAGGAACUGGGCUCAGGAUCCAAAUCACUUGAAGCCUCCUCUUUCUCCAAGAGAAUGCGGGAGUCCCCUCGGACAGUUCCUGCAACAAUCCAUCUCUCAGCCAAGACCGAUUCUGAAGCACCACGGGAACCGGAGAAGGAACCAACCAGGCACACGUGAGCCCAACAGAAGAACUCCGUCUCCGCGGUUUGGGAAGGAGGGUCCUCUGGAGUCAUCUUCUCCUCCACCCCCAAGGAUGCCUUUAGAAAAACCAAGUCCCACCUUCACCCACAGCUCCGUCAAGCAGCUUAGGGGUCCAGGGAAAAGCCACACUAUUUUCGCACCUUCUCACACCGCAGUAGUAAUGCAGGAUGGUCUUCACCAAGAGUUGCAAGGCACUCUCCGGUCAACUUUCAAUAGAAAGCCACAGCAAGACCUCAGGUUUUCCCAGAGGAGCACCUCGUGGUCCACAACCGGGCAUCAAAAUCCUUCCCUCAAGGGUAGGAGUCCCCAUAACCAUGUGUUUUCUCCUUCUCCGAGAACAGCCAAAGAAAACCGGGUGUCAUCAGGGGGGCGCAGGACAACCACAAGGGAAAACUCAUCCAAGGACGACUCUUUCCAGAACCCUCCUUCCCUUCACCCAUCAGCACACAAGCGUCUGGGAAGUCAGCGCAGCCUCUCAUCUUCUAGCUUAGCAUCUGUUAAAAGCCUGACGGACACCCCUUUCAGUCGCUCAUUAUUUCAUACCUCCAGCACUCCAGAGUUUCUAGGUUCGGCCAGAAAUAGGACCUCUGGAAGGCCACUUACAACCAACCAGGGCAGUUCAUCAGGCAUCAAUGGACGCUUCGGGAAGCCUCCCCCAGGCUUGGAGCAGGCAGGCCGAGCCCCCAACGAAAGCAGUGAAGCCAUUAAUGAGAAACCAGCAUUUGAGGCAGGAACCAGCACGAAGUACAGCCCCCAGCGCGUGGGGCUCAGCCACAUGGUGGAGCACGAAGACGUCAUCCAAGUGGUGAAGAAGUAA